AGUCACCGACCGCAUUCACGAUUUGUGAGUCGUGAGACUUGAGUCUGCUUCACCAUCCAUACACAGCGAUACGCUCACGCAAGAAGCAGUCAGUAAGACACACAGACAGACAGACAGACGGACAGCGAUUCUUGUCAUUAUCGGUGAUCCGGCAGCUCAAGCGCCUCGUACAGGAAAAAGAAUACAAAAACCGGGCGCAAUUACACGUUGCCCCAUCGUUGGCACCAGGCCAUGUCACCUCACCCACAAGCCCACCUGGAGCUCUUGCGCUUCCUAUCCGAUUCCAACGCAACAGCGCGUCAAGUAGCUCUCUCUAACCUUGUAGGAUUCUCAUCAUCAUCUUCUUCCGCUGGCCAAGCAGCAGCAGCAGCGCGAGGCGCAUCGAGAAGCUUGCUGAUCGAUAAGCACAAGGGAUUGGAUGGCGGGCCGCUCAGGGGAAGAGAUGGGAGGGAUGUGGAUACGAUUAGGGAUCUCAAGAGGUUGUGCGAGGAUAUUCCCGUGACAGCGCACGACGCAUUCAGCGCCCUCAUCAACCUGUCCGACAGUCUGCUCGUAGCCAGGCGCAUCGCCGAUCAAGCUUUCCUCACAUUCCUCGUCUCCUACAUAUGCGAUUCGGCGUCCAUCUUGGCGGAUCUAGCGUGCAUGCUCCUCUCCAACCUCACAAAGCUGGAAAGCGUCUCUCUCCAACUGCUUUCCCUUCGCAUCUCCUCUUCUCCCCUCACAGCUCAACCCGACGCAUCCAUCAUGGCAGGUCUCAACGCCGAUCCUUCUUCCCACACCUACGAGCAAGAAAAAGCAGCGGCGCAGCGAGCGGUCGAGAAGCUUGCUGGCGUGCAGAUAUCUGCGAUAGGUGCGCUGUUGGAUGCCUUUGAAGAGGGCGCAAUGGUAAAGGCUACGAGCGGGACGGAAGAGAUUAGGAGAAGAGCUCUGCUAGCUCAAAAGGCCAGCGCGGGCGGGGCGGAGCAUGCUUCGAUGGGAGAUGACAACAAGAGGAGAUCCAACUGUCACUUCUUAUCCAGCGUCUUUGCUAAUCUUACCAUUACACCUCGAGGUCGAGAAUUCUUUGUAGCGCCCCUCGCAUCUGCAGAGCCUGACGCAGCGAGCGAUGGCAAAGUGCAUGAUCCCAGCUGGACAUUGGCAGACUACCCGGUGGCCAGGAUCAUGGCAUACACGGAGCACCCCGACCUGAUCCGAAGGGGCGGAGCGAUCAGCGCGCUCAAAAACAUACUGUUUUUGCGCUCCUGCCACAAAUUGCUACUGGCGCCUCCUCCGGCACGCGAAGGGGAGCCGAACGAGCUGGUAGCGGGUGCACUGCGUCGCGUUCAACGACCCUCCUCCCCACUCGACAUUCUUCCUCACCUCCUCCUACCGCUAUGUUCAGGCCAAGAACUAAGCAGCGUGGAUUUGGAGGAUCAAGAAGCAUUGCCGGAAGCGUGUCAAAUGUUGCCAGAGGAGCACGCUAGGGAAAAAGAUGCGGCGCUCAGGGCUAUGCUGAUCGAGUGCCUGCUUUUGCUCUGCACGACGCUCUAUGGCAGACAGUGCCUGAGGCAGAGGGGCGUCUAUGUCGUCGUUAGAGCGGCCCAUCUCAAAGAAACGGAGGAAAAGAUUGCCGAAUCAGUCGUUCGGCUUGUCAAUAUCCUUCAGAGGGACGAGAGCAGCGAGACGAUGGUGGAGGAGGAGGAGGAGGCGGCGCAAGCGGCGGGUGCGAAUGUGGAUGUGGAUGUGGGAGGAGGAGUCGAAGGGCAAAGGGAUGAGAAUGGAGAGACGGAUGAGGAUCUGAUCAUUGAGGAAUUGUAAAGCCGAAGAAGGUUUGUUGUAGCGAAGCAAUCGAUUUUCACGCAUCCGAUCGAGCACCCUCGGCGCCCGAUUCGUUGCUCCAUCUCCCCAUCUUCACCCGAUGACAAUGCUGGCGUUGUUGCUAGUGUGAUGUGGGAGAGUUCUAUGGAGUGCAUGCAUUAGCGACGUCCAGGGGGGUGGGUUGCGCGAAAGCAAGAUGAAUGGAAUGGGGGGGAGCGGGAUGCGUGCGAGGGUGCGAGUGUGCGAGGAGGGA
Molecule: messenger RNA, 2050 nt
Organism: Ceraceosorus guamensis
Lineage: Eukaryota; Fungi; Basidiomycota; Exobasidiomycetes; Ceraceosorales; Ceraceosoraceae
Exons: 6
Coding region: 232-1797 (521 amino acids)
Source: RefSeq, a predicted model, not a curated record